GGCGGCAGCAUGGGCGGCGCCCGGGACGUGGGCUGGGUGGCGGCGGGCCUGGUCCUCGGGGCCGGCGCCUGCUACUGCAUUUACCGGCUGACGCGGGGCCAGCGGCGAGUCGGCCGCGGGCCCCGGCUGCGCCCCUCGCCGUCCGCAGAAGACUUAACAGAUGGUUCAUAUGAUGAAGUCCUGAAUGCUGAACAACUUCAGAAACUCCUUUACCUGCUCGAGUCAACUGAGGAUUCUGUAAUUAUUGAAAGAGCUUUGGUCACUCUGGGUAACAACGCAGCCUUUUCAGCUAACCAAGCCAUUAUUCGUGAAUUGGGUGGUAUUCCAAUUGUUGGAGACAUGAUCAGCAACCCCAACCACAGUAUUAAAGAGAAAGCCUUAAACGCACUAAAUAACCUGAGUGUGAAUGUUGAAAAUCAAGACAUCAUAAAGAUAUACAUCAAUCAAGUCUGUGAGGAUGUGUUCUCGGAUCCCCUAAACUCUGCUGUGCAAAUGGCCGGACUGAGAUUGUUAACAAACAUGACUGUCACCAAUGACCACCAGCAUAUGCUUAACAGUUACAUUACAGACUUUUUCCAUGUGUUACUUACUGGAAAUGGAAACACCAAGGUUCAAGUUUUGAAACUGCUUUUGAAUUUGUCUGAAAACCCAGCCAUGGCAGAAGGACUAUUCGGUGCCCAAGUGGAUUCAUCAUUCCUUUCCCUUUAUGACAGCCGCGUAGCAAAGGAGAUUCUUCUUCGAGCGCUUACACUGUUUCAGAAUUUAAAUAACUGCGUCAAGAAGGAUGGUCAUUUAGUUCUUAGGUCCACUUCCACCUUUCAUAAAGGUUCCUUGUUUUUUCUGUUAUAUGGAGAAGAAUGUGCCCAGAAAAUGAGAGCUUUAGCUAAUCACCCUGAUGUGGAUGUGAAGGAAAAAGUUGUAAUAAUAACGUAAUUCUGACGGGCCAUGUUUCCAGAGUGAUAGAAUUUGGAAGUAGUAUACAUUAUAAACGUAUACAAUUUCCUUAUAAAGCAAAGGGAAUCUUUCAGCUGUUGAAUUUAAAUAGUAGAUAUCAUGUUUCAUCAUUAACACAGCUAUAACUUGCCAUGGUCUCCAAGUUUAUUUUGGAUCAUUUUAUUGAUACCAAGUGAUUAGUGCUUCUACUGAAAACAUUUCUUUUGAUUUUGUCUAGAUUGAGAUAUUUUAGUUAUUGCCUGUAUAUGAAGUGACAGUGACUUUUUUUUUUGCAUAAACUGCCCUUAUACCUUUUGCAGUUAUUUGCAGCUAAGAGGGCAACCGCAUGUGUGCAGAGUAGAACUGCUCCAUAGGUUUUCAAGGCCGUGACCUUUUGGAAGCAAAUCCCCAGGCUGUCUUCUGAGGCACCUUUUGGUGGAUUUGAACCACCAGCCUUUCAGCUAGUAGGUGAGCACUGAACCAUACGUGCCACCCAGGGACUCUUAAGAGGACAGUAGUAUGUCAUUACUGCAUUGUUUUAGAACAGCCAUGGAAAUGGCACCAUUCUUUUAGUAGUGAUGAGAUCCUGAGUCCUCAAGUCUAACUGCCAACCCAGCCAUUCUGCUUUCACAAAUCUAUUCCAAUCGUUCGUGCUUCUAGUCAAUGAAAAAUGUAAACUUUUAGGAGAAAGUAUUUCCUAGUGCUUGACCACUCCCAUUCAAUGUGUCAGUAUGUAAAGAUGUUAUGCAUAAAAUACCAGGAUUGAUGAAAAUAUCUACCCAUAGACAAUUAAGUAAAUUAGUUUUUCUGUUCUUAAAAGGAAUGAAGUGGCUCUGAUGUGCUGAUGUGGAAAGAUAUCCAUGAAAUAUAGUUGUUUUUUAAAAUACGUUGACAGAAAAUAUAUGAGAUCCCAUUUGUGGUUUUUUAAAUGAAAAAUAUCUAUGUUUAUGUAUACACAGAACACUUCCAGAAUGACACACACAAGCUCCUGGGGUGAGACUGGGGAGUGGGGAAAUGACUUCUCUGUAUACACUCUGUUCUACUGUUUGAAUUUUUUACUAUGAGCAUAAAUUUUAAAGUAAUUUUUUUAAAUAAAGGGGAAAAAAUCACAAGGUUAUGGUUAUUUUCUUUCCCUUAAUUGGUAGUACUUUAUUCAUUUUCAUCCAUAUUUUACUUGACUAAAAUUCUAUGAAAAUAUUUCAACAAUUAACUUUCUUAAUAUUUUUAUUUCAUAAGCUACUAUAACAAUUUAUUGAUAUAUUUGAAUUCAGCCAGGAUUUAAAGUUCAUAACCCUCACCAUGCUUACUUAGCAAUAAGUAAAUCAAUAUGCAAGCAAAAACUUUGCCACUUAUGUAUUUAUGGCAAAGCUUUAGAAUAUUUUUAAAUCUCAUUUGUAAAUACAUGGAUACAAGACUGUUUCCACAGGAAGUCACAAAUCCUUCAACAGAAAAAUAUGUAUUCUCAGGGUUAUCCUGAUAUAGAAAUCAUACUUUGAGGGAAUAUUUCACAGUAUAAAAAGUUUCAAUAUAAGGUGAAAAUUGAAAAUUCCCAAGGGGGUAGAGUAGUAAAGUACACGAUGGCUAAGAAGAAUAUUUUUAUGUAUCGGUGUUGGAAACAGAAGUAUUAAUUCCCUGAAAGGCACAUUUCUUUAUAACAGUUCUUGUUUGUUUGUUUUAAGUCUGCCUCCUUAUUUAAUGAAAAUAUGUAUUCAAAAUGUGUACACACUGAAAACCAGAAUUGGCCUUCUAUGUGCCUUGGCAGCAUUGGAUUCUAAAACUCCCAUCUCUUUUCCUCUCUCCUCAUCAUUAGUUUGAGUGGAAUCAUUCACAUAUCACAUUUUCUAAGGAUCAGAGCAUUGAGUCUAAAAUGUCAAAAUGCUGGAUUUGAAAAAAAUAAUUUUUAAGUACCCAAAAAGAAUUACACAGUGGAAACGCACAAGUAGGUCCUUAAAUAUAUCAAUGUAGGUCGUGGCACACCUUGGCUUUUAUUAGGCGGGACUUUUUACUAAUUGAUGGACUCACCCUCUUGGGCAAUAAGACAUAAAGUGUCCUCAGUUACUGUAAGGAGAAAUAAAAUCUUUAAUAUCCUGCAUAUCGAUUAUGGAUGCUAGAUAAUCAAAGAAAAUGAAAUUGACUUAGAGGACAAGACAGACGGAAAAAAAAAAAAAACCCA
Molecule: messenger RNA, 3106 nt
Organism: Loxodonta africana (African savanna elephant)
Lineage: Eukaryota; Metazoa; Chordata; Mammalia; Proboscidea; Elephantidae
Gene: ARMC10
Product: armadillo repeat containing 10
Exons: 6
Coding region: 10-933 (307 amino acids)
Cellular component (GO): mitochondrion
Molecular function (GO): protein binding
Source: RefSeq, a predicted model, not a curated record